This is a messenger RNA of Gracilinanus agilis (Agile Gracile Mouse Opossum), 1541 nucleotides long. It is a transcript of the gene RNF170, whose product is annotated as ring finger protein 170. Lineage: Eukaryota; Metazoa; Chordata; Mammalia; Didelphimorphia; Didelphidae. Bases 161 to 934 code for a protein of 257 amino acids. Gene Ontology annotation, molecular function: ubiquitin protein ligase activity; metal ion binding. The transcript has 7 exons. The record is from RefSeq and is a predicted model, not a curated record.
CUGCGUGGGAGUUACGCCGGAGCCUCUUCCGCCCCAAGUCUUUGCGGCUGGAUUUCUCCAGGCCUGAGUCUCUGAAGCGCUAAGCGGGGAUAACUGGAGGCUGGACCAGGUGCGCGCCCUGGGGCCAGGCUCGCUACGCACUGGCUGACCGAGAACUGGAAUGGCCGAAUAUCAAUCUCGAAUUCCAAGUUUGAAACUGGAUGAUUCAGUUAUAGAAGGAGUAAGUGACCAAGUCCUUGUCGCCGUUGUGAUCAGUUUCGCUUUCAUUGCUACAUUGAUAUAUUUACUUUUAAGAAAUGCAGAACAAAAUAUUCAUCCUGACAACCAAGAGCUAGUGCGGGUGCUACGGGAACAACUUCAAACAGAACAGGAUGCACCUGCUGUCGUUCGGCAGCAGUUCUACACUGAUAUGUCCUGUCCAAUCUGUUUACAUCAGGCUUCUCUUCCUAUUGAAACAAAUUGUGGACAUCUUUUUUGUGGUACCUGCAUUAUUGCAUACUGGCGAUAUGGUUCAUGGCUUGGGGCUAUUAGUUGUCCAAUCUGCAGACAAACGGUUACCUUACUUUUAUCGGUAUUUGUUGAAGAUAAUCAGACUCAGGAUGUCUUAGAAUUGCGCCAAGAUAUUAAUGACUAUAAUCGAAGAUUCUCAGGACAGCCCAGAUCUAUUAUGGAAAGAAUUAUGGAUCUGCCCACUUUACUGAGACAUGCAUUCAGGGAAAUGUUUUCAGUUGGAGGCCUUUUCUGGAUGUUUCGCAUCAGGAUAUUACUUUGUUUACUGGGAGCGUUUUUCUAUCUGAUAUCACCUUUGGAUUUUGUUCCUGAAGCCUUGUUUGGAAUUCUAGGAUUUUUAGAUGAUUUCUUUGUCAUCUUUUUAUUGCUUAUAUACAUCUCUAUCAUGUAUCGAGAAGUGAUAACACAAAGGCUAAACAGAUGAAAUAAAUGAAUGUUGCUUGAGCUUAUGUGGAAAACCAUUCAAAGGAACCAUAACAAAACACUUGAAUAUCAUUUUGCAGGUUCAAAAACAUCUUAAGAAAUUUUGCUAACUGGAACCAUAUCAGUGUCUUGGAGGUUGUAAUACUGAAACUAUAUUUAUAGCCAUCCACAGCAAUGCCUCUGUUCAAUAACUAUAAAAUAAUAGCUUUUGAAAAAAAUGACUAUAUGGGGAGAUUAAAUGAAAAGGAGUAUUUUUAUAUCUUAAUUUUCUGUCCAUUAAAAUUAAAUCGGUUGGCUGUGUAGAAAGUUACUGAAUAUGCAAUUUAUCCACUACCUUCCUAUACAAUGAAGUAUAAAUAUUAUACUAGGUAAGUUUCUUGUUAGAGUAAAAUGUUACAUAAAAUUUUAAAAAGUCAGUAUCUUUUAAAAAUUGACUAUGUUUUGUGUAUUUGCAACACAGUUUUGCUUUUCCAUUCCAGAAUAACUGCUUUUAUCAACUAAAGCUAAGAGAACUUUUAACCUUGCACAGGAUUUGUUUAGUUCAUACACUGGCUUACAUAAAACAAUUUUUAAUCAAUUCCAAAUUUCAUAGCCUAGUGCAAUACCUU